UUAAGUGAUGAAGCUGUGUACUUUGUCCACCACUGGUUUUUACUGUUAGUUUCAUGUACAUGUUGCUAUAACAACGCUUCAUGCAAAUGAUGAUGGCCAAAUUGAGGAACCGAAAUGAGAAGCAAGUCACCAGGAGAACAAAAUCACCAACUGACUUUCCUGAAAGAGAUCGAGCUUUUUAAAUCGCGGCGACAAACACGGAGUAACUGGGGUGGAAAAUGAAUAUUAGUACUUUGAAUGAAGACGUCUUGAAGAGACUGUCAACGAUGUUGGACAACGCGACUUGUGGAUGGAGGCAGCUUGCCAACGCUGUGUCUGAGCAACCAAAGCUCUGCUGCAGUGAGAGAGAGCUGACCGCCUGCUCCCUUCAGGUGCUCAGUGCUGCAGGCAGCCCAGGACGCACCCUCCUGGCCUGGCUGGCCGAUCGUUCCUGCUCCCUCGACUUCCUGCUUCAUUGCCUGAGGAAGAUUGACCACCAGGAAGCUGUGCAGUACCUCACCUCCAUCGUAGCAGAGCUGAUACAGAUCACAGUGCAGCCUCAAUCUCAGCCCACCACAGUGGGGGGCAGGGUGGUACUGACGUGCAGAGCCUCAGGUCCACCUGGACUCGGCUACCAGUGGUUCAGAGGAAAAGAUGAGAUAUUGGAUGGGACAGGGUGCACACAAGAGCUGAUUCUGUGUCCUUUAGCUCAAGUCCAUCAGGGUCACUACAUCUGUAGGGUCAACCAUGGAGAAAACGUUGUCUUCUCUCAGUGGGCUCAAGUUCGCUGCAUCCUCUCUCCUGGCUGCAGUAGCAGUCUCUUUCCAGGCUCAGUGAGUGGGCUGCGUAUCACCCAUCAGCCUCAGUCUCAAGCGGUGUCUGAGGGCGACACUCUUUUCCUGGAGUGUAAUGCAGAGGCCAACCCUCCACCCAAGUAUGAGUGGUAUCACAACACUGUGCCCAUGGAACAACAAAAGACACGAACACUCAAGAUGCCAUGUGUGACAACAGCAAACAGAGGACAGUACAGAUGCAAGGUGUUCAAUUUGUAUCACGAGGCAUUGAGCAGCACAGCAACAGUCACCAUUGGCCCAAGCUCUAUCACUGAGGCAACCUGGGUAGAAGUUGAUCGUGGGCGAGACUCACAAGAAGUCCACAGGUCAGGAGCAGGUAUAUACCCACUACAGCAGAUGGGCAAACCAUCACCAUCAGUCAAACGUUUCUAUGCAACAGACAAAGUUGCUCUCCUGAUUGGCAACAUGAACUAUGUCUACCACACUCAGCUGUCUGCUCCCAUUGCUGAUGUCCAUGAGUUGACCAACCUCCUCAGACAAAUGAACUUUAAGGUGGUUUCUCUGCUCGACCUCAACUGGCAGGAGAUGCACAGCGCUGUUACAGAGUUCCUCUUGCUGCUUGACAAGGGGGUCUAUGGUUUGCUUUAUUUUGCUGGCCAUGGUUAUGAGAAUUUCGGCAACAGUUUCAUGGUUCCCAUCGACGCACCGACCUCCUACACAUCAGAGCACUGUGUGUGUGUUCAGAAAAUACUGACCAGGAUGCAGCAGAAAGAGACAGGGCUUAACGUGUUUCUGCUGGACAUGUGCCGCAAAAGAAACCCAAAUGAUGAUAUCAUUGUACAACCAGGAUUGCUUAAGGUGACAGCUAAUAUAGUGUUUGGAUACGCCACAUGUGUGGACGCAGAGGCGUAUGAAGUGAAGAGAAAAAACGUCUCAAAUGGCAUCUUCAUCAGUUUCCUCAAGCAAAGAGUCUCGGAAGACGAGAAGGUCACAGUCAUGCUGGACAGAGUGGCUGAAGAUAUGGGUCAUUGUAGGAUCACUAAGGGGAGGCAGGCUCUGGAGCUGCGCAGUAAUCUUUCAGAACGACGUUGCCUCACCGACCAGAUACAGAGCUCUGACUGUUCUGCCUCCCAAUCUGUCCGAAACCUGCAGUGGGCUGUUGCUCAUGACCUACCAAAGAGUCGAUACCUGCAGUUUGACUGCGGAGUGAAGGUGCAGCUUGGAUUUGCUGCAGAGUUCUCCAACAUCAUGGUCAUCUACACUCGGAUUCUUGAGCAGCCCGAAGAAAUCGUAUCCUGUUCUGCUCAGCUUACUGACUUCCCUGCGGAUGUCGACAUUGAUCUGAAGCAGAGUAACCAGGAGACUCUACUUGAAGCUGGCAGUUUUAUGUUGAUUGAGGAAAGUCUUCCUUCACCAGAGGCCCCUAGUCUCUACACACGUGUCCGAAGCCUGCAAAGACUCAGGGUGGGACUCACAUUCACCAUCUGCCUCCAUUACACCUAUUCCAACAUGGAUGAUGAAGUGCAGGAAAGGCAGCCGGUGACAAUUGGUAAACCACUGGUCUCCAAACUCAACCUGCAUGAACCGCGACCACCUUGCACUUCUUCCUCCUCAUCCUUCAGCCUUGACUCCUUUAACCUCACUGAAUGCUCCUCCCUGACUGAGGCCUUUGCCUCUGUUGGUUCAUCUAACGCAUGGACAUGUUAUGCACAAACUGGAACACAGUCUAGCAUCACUGACUCUUGCCCUUCAAUCAGUGGCGCUAAUGUUCCAGAGGAGAGUGACACUUCUGACUUUUUGGAUGCACCAAGACCUCUUGUUACCAGCAAAAGUUUGCCUCUCGGCCAAGUGAAUGAGACAAACUACAAAUUCAGUGACAUGUACAAUUUUCAUUCUCACUAAGCACUAUAACACCUUCAAUGACAGCCACAUGCUGAUAAAUCAGAAGUACACAAAAACAAACAAGUGAGAUAAUGAAGGCAAAAGCCUAUGAAUAUACUAUUUUCAUAAAGCUGACUCAAGCACCGGUUAUUGAAUGUGUUCCAUUGAACUUAAUUAGGUGUGAUGUUUUGUUGUCAUUUUUUGUAAUACUUUAACCUGGGGGGACAGGGCUUUCUCUGUCGCUACCUCCACCCUCUGGAACUCUGUCCCCCAACACCUCAGACUC
Messenger RNA from Notolabrus celidotus (New Zealand spotty), 2940 nucleotides. RefSeq names its product MALT paracaspase 2 (gene malt2). The record is from RefSeq and is a predicted model, not a curated record. Gene Ontology annotation, molecular function: cysteine-type endopeptidase activity. The coding region runs from base 219 to 2675 and encodes 818 amino acids. NCBI's taxonomy places the organism in Eukaryota, Metazoa, Chordata, Actinopteri, Labriformes, Labridae. The transcript has 18 exons. Gene Ontology annotation, biological process: proteolysis.